CUAAAAUGUUUAAAGCAAUUUAUGAAGAUCCUAAUAAUCAUCUUACAUGGCCAAAAGUUUUAAUUGUGGAUAAAGGUACUGAAUAUCUAGGUGAGUGUAGAGAUUUAUUACUUAGUCAUGGCGUAAAAAUUAUACAAGCUAAAUCUAAACGUAGUACAUCAAUAGCUGAACAAUGGAUUUUGAAGACUCAAACUAUACAAGAAAGCAAUAUGGUAACUAGAUGCUUUACUUUACUUUGCAUUUUGGGUGCUUUGCACCCUCAUACAGUUAGCAAUAAUGGAUUUCGGAGACUUACUAGACAAGAAAGCUAA
Molecule: messenger RNA, 311 nt
Organism: Dentiscutata erythropus
Lineage: Eukaryota; Fungi; Glomeromycota; Glomeromycetes; Diversisporales; Gigasporaceae
Source: the annotation of a GenBank genome assembly